Radiomyces spectabilis is the source of this 1713-nucleotide messenger RNA. Its product is annotated as ABC transporter transmembrane region 2-domain-containing protein. Gene Ontology annotation, cellular component: peroxisomal membrane. The annotation marks the transcript as partial. Gene Ontology annotation, biological process: long-chain fatty acid import into peroxisome; peroxisome organization; very long-chain fatty acid catabolic process. The transcript is spliced from 15 exons. Lineage: Eukaryota; Fungi; Mucoromycota; Mucoromycetes; Mucorales; Radiomycetaceae. Gene Ontology annotation, molecular function: ABC-type transporter activity; long-chain fatty acid transmembrane transporter activity; ATP binding. The record is from RefSeq and is a predicted model, not a curated record.
GUUGACAUGGCAUUUCUACGACAAAUUCAUCGCCUAUUGAAAAUUGUCUUACCGGGUGUCCGAUCAAAGGAAUUCUGGAUGCUGGUCGUUCACUCUGGUUUUCUAGUGUUUCGCACAGUCCUUUCUGUAUAUAUUGCUUCUCUGGAUGGUCGGAUCGUUAGCGCCUUGGUACGCGGCAAACUGAAAGAGUUUCUUCGCGGCAUAGUGUGGUGGAUGGCCGUGGCGGUGCCUGCCACUUACACAAACAGCAUGCUGGCCAGUCAGUUCCGUACACGGUUAACGACCUUUGUUCAUGACCAGUACCUCACGGACAUGUCGUUUUACGCUAUUGGCAAUCUGGACGAUCGAGUUUAUGCUGCCAGUUUUAUUAUUCAACUGUCUUCGGUCCUUAUGCGUAAAUAUACGCCCGCCUUUGGUAAAAUGGUGGCUGAAGAACAGCGCUUGGAAGGCGAAUUCCGGUUCCGACAUUCGCGGAUUAUUGAAAACGCUGAAGAAAUUGCCUUGUACAGGGGACAAAAGAUGGAGAAAGCGAUCCUUGAUCAGAGUUACUAUGGAUUAAUCAAGCAUGUCAAUCGUAUUUAUCGUUUACGGGUCCCACACGGCAUGUUGGAGGAUUUUAUCAUCAAAUAUUUCUGGGGAGCUUGUGGACUUUUAUUAUGCUCUGUACCUGUCUUUUUCAAAGUGCCUGGCGUCAACCUCAACAGCGUUGGCAAUCGUACAGAAGGCUUCGUUACCAACCGUCGUCUAUUGAUGAGCUCUUCCGAUGCGGUGGGUCGGAUCAUGUACGCAUACAAGGAAAUCACGGAAUUAGCGGGCUAUACCAGUCGUGUGACGGAUCUAUUAAAUGUUUUGGAGGAUGUCAAGGCGGGUCGAUAUCAGAAAAACCUUGUCUCAUCAACUUCGACCACGGAAAAUGCAAAAUCGCUGGAAGGACGAGGCACGGUGAUUGAAAGCGACAAUAUUGAGUUUAUCGAUGUGCCUAUUAUCAGUCCCAACGGUGAUAUGCUCGUUCCAAAGCUGACCUUCCAUGUCAAACCAGGCAUGCAUCUUUUGAUUAUUGGCCCCAAUGGAUGUGGCAAGUCAUCUCUUUUCCGUAUUCUCGGUGGAUUAUGGCCAGUGUAUGGAGGAACGUUACAUAAGCCCCACCAUCGAGACAUCUUUUAUAUCCCACAAAGACCGUACCUUUCUUUGGGUACUCUUAGAGAUCAAAUUUUAUACCCAGAUACUGUGGAAGACAUGCAGCAGCGCAAUGUGACUGAUGAUGAUCUCUUGGAUAUUCUCAAGAUUGUUCAAAUCGAACAAAUUGUUGAGCGUGAAGGUGGAUGGGAUAGCCAGAAAGAAUGGGGUAACGCGCUCUCGGGUGGUGAUAAGCAACGUAUUGCAAUGGCCCGCUUAUUUUAUCAUGCGCCCCGAUAUGCUAUUCUGGAUGAAUGUACCAGUGCGGUCAGUAUGGAAAUCGAGAAAAUCAUGUACACUCAUGCCACCGAUCUUGGCAUUUCCCUGCUUACCGUCUCCCACCGACCUUCGCUGUGGCAAUACCACAACUUUAUCCUUCAAUAUGAUGGACAAGGCGGUUAUGUCUUCACCAAGCUUGACGCACAAAAACGCUUUGCAUUACAGGAAGAAAAAGUGGCGAUUGAGCAACAGCUUCUGGAAAUCCCCAAGCUCCAAGCACGACUGCAAGAACUUCAAGAACUCCGACACGCAUUAUAA